Messenger RNA from Hippopotamus amphibius kiboko, 2688 nucleotides. RefSeq names its product fibroblast growth factor receptor 3-like. Gene Ontology annotation, cellular component: membrane; signaling receptor complex. NCBI's taxonomy places the organism in Eukaryota, Metazoa, Chordata, Mammalia, Artiodactyla, Hippopotamidae. The record is from RefSeq and is a predicted model, not a curated record. Gene Ontology annotation, biological process: positive regulation of MAPK cascade; positive regulation of kinase activity; positive regulation of cell population proliferation. Gene Ontology annotation, molecular function: fibroblast growth factor receptor activity; ATP binding; fibroblast growth factor binding.
AUGGGCGCCCCGGCUUGCGCCCUCGCGUUCUGCGUGGCCGUGGCAGUCGUGACCGGCGCUGUCUCCCGGUCCCAGGGCUUGGAGCAACGCGUCGUGCGGAGAGCUGCAGAGGUCCCGGGCCCCACGCCAGGCCAGCAGGAGCUGGUCUUCGGCAGCGGGGAUACCGUGGAGCUGAGCUGCCACUUGCCCACGGGGGCUCCCACAGGGCCCACUGUCUGGGUGAAGGACGGCACGGGGCUGGCGCCCUCAGACCGUGUCCUGGUGGGGCCGCAGCGGCUGCAGGUGCUCAAUGCCUCCCAUGAGGAUGCCGGGGCCUACAGCUGCCGCCAGCACCUCUCCCAGCAUGUCUUGUGCUGCUUCAGCGUGCACGUGACAGAUGCUCCCUCCUUGGGAGACGACGAAGAUGGGGAGGACGAGGCUGAAGACACAGGAGGGGAGACAGGGGCCCCUUACUGGACGCAGCCUGAGUGGAUGGACAAGAAGGUGCUGGUGGUACCGGUGGCCCACACGGUUCGCUUCCGCUGCCCGGCCGCCGGCAACCCCACUCCAUCCAUCUCCUGGCUGAAGAAUGACAAGGAGUUCCGAGGCGAGCACCACACCGGGGGCAUCAAGCUGUGGCACCAGCAGUGGAACCUGGUCAUGGAGAGUGUGGUGCCCUCGGACCGUGGCAACUACACAUACGUCGUGGAGAACAAGUUCGGCAGCAUCUGGCAGACCUACACCCUGGACGUGCUAGAGCGCUGUCCACACCGGCCCAUCCUGCAGGUGGGGCUGCCGGCCAACAAGACGGCGGUGCUGGGCAGCGACGUGGAAUUCCACUGCAAGGUGUACAGCAGUGCACAGGCCCACAUCCAGUGGCUGAAGCACGCGCAGGUCAAUGGCAGCAAAGUGCAGCCUGACGGCACACCCUGUGUCACCGUGCUCAAGAUGGCGGACACUAACACCACCGACAAGGAGCUAGAGGUUCUGUCCUUGCACAAUGUCACCUUUGAGGACGCAGGGGAGUACAUGUGUCUGGUGGCCAGUUCUAUCGGGUUUUCCCUUCACUCUGCAUGGCUGGUGGUGCUGCCAGCUGAUGAGAAGCUGGUGGAGGCUGGUGAGGCUGGUGGUGUGUACAUAGGGGUCUUCAGCUAUGGGCUGGGCUUCAUCUUCCGCAUUCUGGUGAUGGCCACUGUGAGGCUUUACCGCUUGCAGACCCCUACGAAGAACCUGGGCUUACCUGCUGUGGAGAAGGUCUCCCGCUUCACACUCGAGGAACAGCAAGUGUCCUUGGAGUCCAGCUCAUCCGUGAGCUCCAGCACAGCACUGGUGCGGAUCCCCCGGCCAUCCUCAGAGGAGGGCCCUGCGCUGGCCGAGGUCUCCGAACUCAAGCUGCCCGCCGACCCCAAGUGGGAGCUGUCCUGGGCCCGGCUGAUGCUGGGCAGGCCUCUUGGGGAGGGCUGCUUCGGCCAGGUGGUCAUGGCGGAGGCCAUUGGCAUUGACAAGAACCGGGCCACCCAGCCAGUCACAGUGGCUGUGAAGAUGCUGAAAGAUGGUGCCACGGAUAAGGACCUGUCAGACCUGGUGUCCGAGAUGGAGAUGAUGAAGAUGAUCGGGAAACACAAGAACAUCAUUAACCUGCUGGGUGCCUGCACACAGGGCGGACCCCUGUACGUGCUGGUGAAGUACGUGGCCAAGGGCAACCUGAGGGAGUACUUGCGGGCAUGGCGGCCCCCGGGCAUGGACUACGCCUUAGGUACCUGCCGGGUGCCCGAGGAGCAGCUCACUGUCUGCGACCUGGUGUCCUGUGCCUACCAGGUGGCGCGGGGCAUGGAGUACCUGGCCUCGCAGAAGUGCAUCCACAGAGACCUGGCAGCCCGCAACGUGCUGGUGACCGAGGACAACGUGAUGAAGAUCGCAGACUUCGGCCUGGCCCGCAACAUGCGCAAUCGUGACUACUACAAAAAGACCACUGACGGCCGCGUGCCCGUGAAGUGGAUGGCGCCAGAGGCUUUGUUUUACGGCUUCUACAGCCACCAGAGCGAUGUCUGGUCCUUCGGGAUCCUGCUCUGGGAGAUCUUCACGCUGGGGGGUUCUCCGUACCCCGGCAUCCCUGUGGAGGAGCUCUUCAAGCUGCUGAAGGAAGGCCACCUCAUGGACCAGCCAGCCGACUGCACGCAAGAGCUGUACAUGAUCAUGCGUGAGUGCUGGCAGGAAGUGCCCUCACAGAGGCCCACCCACAAGCAGCUGGUGGAGGACCUGGACCGCGUGCUCACCGUGACGUCCACCGACGAGUACCUGGACCUGUCGGUGUUGUUCGAGCACUCGCCCGGCGGCCAGGACACCCCCAGCCCCAGCUUCUCUGGGGACCACUUCGUGUUAAUCUACAACCUGCUGCCCCCGGCCCCACCUGGCAGUGGGGGCUCACCCCAAUCAAUCGCUCCCGGCCCCAAGCCCCUCCAGCCUGCCAGAGACCCCGUGUUUAUGCCCAGCGCUCGUGAGAUACGCAGCGCUAGUGGCGGGGACGGAAAGGAGGCCAGCGAGGGCCAGAGCCUGGAGGGCGCUGCGCCCCGCCUCUACACGCGGUCCAGCCCCUCCUCUUCUGCCCCGCCCUUUGCCCGCCUGGCCCCUCCUCCACCCGCGGUCCCGCCCCUUACCCCGGCCCCGCCUACCCCCUCGGCCCGCCUGCCUCUCAAGAGUCUUCUCUGA